Messenger RNA from Struthio camelus australis, 5435 nucleotides. The record is from RefSeq and is a predicted model, not a curated record. Lineage: Eukaryota; Metazoa; Chordata; Aves; Struthioniformes; Struthionidae.
GCGGCGGUGCAGCGAGCCUCGACGGACACAACCGGGGGGUUUGCGGUUAGGUAGCAGGAAAUUGUUUUCACUGUGGGGGUGGUAAGACGUUGGAGCUGGUUCCCGGGAAGGUGCUGAAAUCUUCAUCCUCGGAGAUGUGCAAAACUUGCCUGGACGAGGAGGCCCUGGCCCACCGGGUCCAUCUUGGAAGGUGGCCCCGCUCUGAGCGGGGCUUGGACCAGAUGACAUCCAGGAGUCCUUUCCAACCUCAGUUAUUCCACAGUUUUGUUACACAUCUAGGGUAUUUGUGCGUCUGGUCCAGCUCUCAUGUUGUACAUUCAAGCAAGAGACAUAGCUUUAGUGGACUUCAUAAAUUAUCUGUGUAGCAGCUCUGUAAGUACCUCCUUACAGGUUAAUCAUCAGAGAGCUAGCAAAAGCAUAUAUGGUCUUAUGAUAUCUAGUUUAUAGUAUCUCUUCCAGGUCUUCCUUUACAUAAGCAGGACUUUGAACUACAUCAUUGAUUGUAUGAUUUUGCAGACCGUAUCUGUGAUAAAGGAGAUCGCUAGAUUACCAAAAUGAUAAAUAAAAGCCCGUGCUUGUUGAGUUGCCUCAGAGAUGUGUGUAGAUUGGGGUGUUUACAAAUAAUUUCUCCCGAAAACUGAGCAACUAAUAUAGUAGCAGUUACCCAUGCUAACCGUUUCGAGCUUGUGAAUAUCAAAUCAACCCAAUUUAUUUUUUUUGGUUUGUUUGUUUUUAAUUUUAUUAAGCAAAUUACCAUGGGCAAAUUCCCUGGAGAGUUUAUUUAAAAUGUUUAUGAUCCAUAAGGAAAAGGUCAAAACAUGAUGCAGCCCAAGCUAAAGAACAGUAUAAAUGCUAUUUUUUUUACUAUAUGUGUUUGGCAUAUAAAUUCUGGAUGUAAUUCCAUGAGCUGAUUUUUUUUUUUUCCUCCUAAAUUAGUGUAGUAGCAAAGGAACUUGUGAAAGGCAGAGAACCAUGUUGAGGAAGUAUUGGGAGAUGCUGUAGCUAGACUGAUAAGUGCUCUCAUUUCAGGAUGUUUUUUAAGUUGGAAGUCAUACUCUGUUUUUGAAUGACUUUAAAGAUACUACCUGUUAUCACAUGAUUUUAAUAUAAUUAUAAAAAAUUAGCUUAACGUCCAUCUAAUCUUAUUUUUAUGGCCCCUUCUUUUUUACCCCAGAAAAAAUAAUUUUAGCAGGAUGAGGUUCAAUUAGUUUUGUCUCUAGUGUGGACAAUAGCGAUAUGGCCUAUCUUCACAUGAUAUUCGUUCACGCUUUGUACAUGCACCAACAGUUGUACGCAGAUGAUCGGUUGCAUACUGUACUCUCUUGGCAGUCAGUGGCUUAGUUAUCAGCAUCUUAUGUAGCUGUGGUCACGGUAUUCUGCAAGUGCCUAGUAGUCUUUAAUCAGCAUCCCAAUAUCCUGUAUGUUUUUAGGUGUUUACUUUGAUUCCGAAUUUACAUUCAGGUAGUUAUAGAAAAUAACUUUUCUAGUUUUAGAAAAUAACAAAUUCGCCCUGUGUUAUCCAAGAAAAUCCAGGAAUAGCACAUCUCCCGUGUUCUUAAUGUCCUGCUUUCUGGACCAACCUUUGUCUGAUGACUUGCUCUGAAUAAGAGCUGCCGUUCUGCAUCUGGCCCCACCCUCUGCUAACAGAGUUAACAAGUUUAGAGUGUGAAAAACUGUCAGAGAGCAAGUUUUGUUCCAUAAAUCUCAGGUGAAAAUGAUAACAAAUGGCUGGCUUCACACUAGUAAAGACUUUAGAAAGAAGUGGUGUGAAAACUGAAUUGCUUCCCAUCUGGUCUAAGCGGUUUCUUAUAGUAACUCAUAGCUUUGCACUUUUCUGGCUUGUUUCUUUACAGGGAAAGUGAAGAGCCUGACAGGCAAUAUAUCAGCAUAAAAGUUAGCGCUAUUCAUUAAGAAUAUGAAUGACAGUUGUGUAACUAGGAGCCUCAUAAAAUGGCCAGGAAUGGUGGAUUUCCCCCUGUCUGCUUUACAUAUCUCCUACCUUCCAACAUAGUGAAUACUUCAGUAUAUUUUUUUGUAUUAAAAAUAUAUGCCCUUUCACAGAAGAAGACUUCUCAAAGAGUUAUAGUAAACAUAAUUCAUAGUGCCAUAGGAUAUCAUUCAAAGACGAUACGUUUUCUGAAUGUGGCUUUUGACAGUUGUGGAGAUUCUCUGCUUGCUGGAGACCACCAAGGAAAUAUUUAUGUUUUUGACUUGAAUGGAAACAGGUUCAGCCUUGUCCAGCGAACAAUGCAGGCUUGCACUGCUUUGGCAUUUAAUCUUCGCAGGAAGACAGAAUUCCUUGUGGCUUUGGCAGAUUAUUCCAUUAAGUGUUUUGAUACAGAAACCAAGGAACUGGUUAGUUGGAUGAGAGGACAUGAUUCUUCCGUGUCUUCCAUCUCUGUCCAUGGCUCGGGCAGGUACGCCAUCACUACAUCUCCUGAUACAGCACAGCUCUGGGACUUGGACACCUUUCAAAGAAAAAGAAAGCUGAAUGUUCGUCAGUCUGUGGAUAUACAGAAGGUUUUCUUUCUUCCGCUGAGUAACACCAUCCUCAGCUGUUUUAAAGAUAACUCGGUUUUUGCCUGGGAAUUUGAUACUCUCCACUGUAAAUACCAGUUGCCAACUCCGGUAGAAGGUUCUGCAUUGCUUUAUAAGGUCUUUGCAGUUACCAGAGAUGGUCGGAUUUUUGUAGCUGGUGGAAAAUCAAAUCAUCUUCACUUGUGGUGUUUAGAAUCAAAGCAGUUGUUAAGAAUAAUCCAGAUGCCUACAAAAGUACGGGCUGUCCGCCAUCUGGAAUUCCUCCCUGAUAGUUUUGAUGGAGGCUCUAAUCAGGUUCUUGGAGUGUUAAGUCAAGACAAUAUUAUGAGGUUUAUCAAUAUAGAAACAUGCAAGCUUCUUUUUGACAUCGGGAGUCAUGAAGAGGGAAUUAGUACAGCAACGAUUAGCCCCAGUGGACGGUAUAUUGCAUCAGUAAUGGAAAAUGGUAGCCUUAAUUUGUACAGUGUCCAAGCUUUGACUCAAGAAGUAAAUAAGCCUCCACCACCGCUGUUCAAAGUCGUGGAAGAUUGGUCCAAGUGGAAGUUGGGAGCAAAUAAGCAUACAAUGAGGGUAACUUCAGGAAGGUCAGAGCGGCCUUGGAAAUCCAGAGGAAGCAAAAUUCAAACCAGAUUGCUGAAACCACAAGUCAACGGGUCACUUGAAAAUAAAGAGAAUGAAUUGCCAGGUGGAUUAAACAAGAAACGUCUGCAGGCCUUGUUGAAAGGAUUUGGGGAAUAUCCGGCAAAAUACAGGAUGUUUGUUUGGCGCUCCUUAUUACAGCUUCCUGAAAACCACUUAGCAUUCAGUAGCCUAAUAGAUAAAGGCACCCACAGUGCAUUUGUGCAUAUUCAGAACGAGUAUCCCAUCAAAAGCAGGAAGCUGCUGAGAGUUUUACAAAGGACCUUAUCAGCUCUAGCUCACUGGUCUGCUAUCUUUGGUGAGACACCUUAUAUCCCUUUGCUAGCGUUCCCAUUUGUAAAAUUAUUUCAGAACAACCAGCUGAUCUGCUUUGAGGUUGUUGCUACUGUAGUAGUUAAUUUUUGUCAGCGCUGGUUUGAGUAUUUUCCCAAUCCUCCAGUUAAUGUCCUUAGUAUGGUGGAAAAUAUUUUGGCACAUCACGACAAAGAACUACUUCAGCAUUUGAUAAAAUACAACGUGACUUCACAGGUUUAUGCCUGGCCUCUUCUAGAAACACUGUUCUCCGAGGUUCUAACAAGAGAAGAAUGGCUGAAAGUCUUUGAUAAUGUCUUCUCCAACCAUCCUUCAUACUUCCUAAUGAUUGUUGUUGCGUAUGCUGUAUGUUCCAGAGCUCCAUUGCUUCACUGUAUUCAAACAGAGGAUUUUGAGUAUUUCUUUCAUCAUCGGAACAACCUGGACAUUAAUGUCGUGAUUAAAGAAGCUUAUCGUCUUAUGGAAUCUACACCAGUAGAUAUUCAUCCACAACGUAUGCUUGAUGACUUCAUACCACUUACAAAAGGGCAGUACCCUGUAUUUAAUAAAUAUCCCAAGUUCAUUGUGGAUUAUCAAACUCAGGAACGAGAGAGGAUCAGACAGGAUGAAAUUGCAUAUUUACGAGAGAGACAGUUAGCGCAUGAAUUGGAAGCUAAAGCACAGGAAUGGAAAACAGAAGAUGAAGCUUGGUAUCGGAAGCAGGAACUGCUUCAAGAAGCUGAAGAACAGAGGAGAAAAAUGCUGCUGGAAGAAGAAGAGAAGCUGGCAGAACAGAGGCAGAGACUAGCUGCUAUGAAAAGAGAACUGAAAGCAAAGGAACUGCAGUUGCUAGAAGCUGCAAGACAACGUUUCCUGAAAUAUCAGCAAGAUCAGCGUCAGAUGGAAAUCAAACGUCUUGAUGAGGAAAUUGCAAGAAAGGCAUCCAUAAGAGAGCAAGAAACAGCUGCUACCGCUCAAGAUGUUGAAAUACGGCAGAUGGAACUUGAAUCACAAAGACAACUUUUUGAACAGCAUCUUAUCAAAGAUCAAGAGACAGUAAUGCAGGAAAUGAAAGGAGAGAUAGAUACCAGUCGAAGAAAGGCUGAUCUGGAAGAUCAUCUUGUUCAGAAAUGGAUGGAAGUAGAUCGAGAAGAAAAACAGAAAGCUCGGAUGGUAGCUGAAGAAAACUUAGCCAAAGCAGAGCAGAAAUGCGUUGACACCGACUGGAGGAUGCAAGCAUUGAACAAACUAAGGUGUGACGAUCAGGACCGUGAGGAGCAUUAUAAAGAGAUAGCCAAGCUCCUUCAUGACAACAGAGUAAAAGAAGCUGAACUGCUGAGGGCUCUGAGGGAGGCAGAAGAAAAAAAGUGGGAAGAAGUUACGCGGAAAAAGGCUCAACUGGAGGCAGAGCAGAAGGCAGCUGCUGCUGCAGAUGAACACAGGAAACAGUUUUUAGAAGAUGAAAUGAAUGAUGCGUUACAAUUGGCUGAAAAGCUGCAAAAAGAAGAUGGCUAUUUUGAAAGACUGCGUGAUUUAAAGGCUGGACGUACAGAGAGAGGUUUAGAAUUCCAGCAGGUACCAAAGUCUAGAAACGUCUGUCUGAACGAUGUAUCUGUGUCACAGUCAUCGUCACAUGUUUCUUUAGAUAGAAGGCGAGAAGAACUGGCAUGCAAAGAGCAAGAACUGAUGGCAGAAGUCAGACAGCUCAGACAAAAGCUUACUUCACGGGCUCGAGCUAGACAUUUUCCAACUCGUUUCCCAGCUACAAAGUGGACGCCUUGAGAUGGUUUGCUCUGGAUCUCAGCUGGACAUUCAGAUCAAUCACUGAAACACUAAAUAUGUAUAGUGUGAUCAAGGACUAAUCAUAGAUUAUUAUAAAGGUCUUUGGAAAUAUUUUUAUAUAAAAAUAAAACACAAGGUAGAAAAUGUGUGUUGUGUUUGCAGCCUUCUCGUUAUUUUUUUACUAA